This is a messenger RNA of Brassica rapa (field mustard), 4043 nucleotides long. RefSeq names its product putative cadmium/zinc-transporting ATPase HMA4. Gene Ontology annotation, molecular function: metal ion binding; ATPase-coupled monoatomic cation transmembrane transporter activity; ATP hydrolysis activity. Lineage: Eukaryota; Viridiplantae; Streptophyta; Magnoliopsida; Brassicales; Brassicaceae. Gene Ontology annotation, biological process: transmembrane transport; monoatomic cation transport. Gene Ontology annotation, cellular component: membrane. The record is from RefSeq and is a predicted model, not a curated record.
AUCUAUUGUUUGUUAGUAAAAUAAAUUCAUAAAAAUCAUUAUCAAAGACUAUAUUUCAGUAGAAAUAUCCAAUAAUUUUAAAAACCUGAUAAAGAAAACAAACCAAACACAUUUAUCUAGUAUUCUUACCUAUCUGCCUAUAUAUAUUAGCAAGUAUCAUUCUAAAGCUUCUCAAAUCAAAGGAAACCGUUCCGGUCUUUCCUCUCGUCCUCGUCUCUUUGCUAUUAGCUCUGUUCUGCGAAAUGGAGUUACAGAACGAGGACAAGAACAAAGAAGAAGAGAAAAAUACAAAGAAGAAGUGGCAGAAGAGUUACUUCGAUGUUUUGGGAAUCUGUUGUUCAUCGGAAGUUCCUCUGAUCGAGAAUAUUCUCAAGUCUCUCGACGGCGUUAAGGAAUAUUCCGUCAACGUCCCGUCGAGAACCGUGAUCGUUGUCCAUGACAACCUCCUCAUCUCUCCGUUCCAAAUUGCUAAGGCCUUGAACCAAGCUAAGUUUGAAGCCAACGUUAAAGUGGACGGGAAAACCAACUUCAAGAAUAAAUGGCCAAGCCCUUUCGCGCCGGCUUCCGGCAUACUCCUCCUCCUCUCCUUUCUGAAGUUUGUAUACCCGCCUCUACGUUGGAUCGCUGUCGCAGCCGUCGCCGCUGGUAUUUAUCCGAUUCUUGCAAAAGCCGUUGCUUCUAUAGGAAGGAAGAGGGUCGACAUCAACAUCCUAGUCAUUAUAACCGUGGCAGCAACACUUGCAAUGCAAGAUUACAUGGAGGCAGCAGCAGUUGUGUUCUUAUUCACCAUAGCCGAAUGGCUUGAAACAAGAGCUAGCUACAAGGCAACCGCGGUAAUGCAGUCACUGAUGAGCUUAGCUCCACAGAAGGCAAUAAUAGCAGAGACUGGAGAAGAAGUUGAAGUAGAUGAGGUUAAGGUUAACACCAUUGUAGCAGUAAAAGCCGGAGAAACCAUACCUAUUGAUGGUAUUGUGGUGGAUGGAAACUGUGAAGUAGACGAAAAAACCUUAACGGGAGAAGCAUAUCCUGUUCCUAAACAGAGAGAUUCUACGGUUUGGGCUGGAACCAUCAAUCUAAAUGGCUAUGUUAGUGUGAAAACAACUUCUUUAGCCAGUGAUUGCGUGGUUGCAAAGAUGGCUAAGCUCGUGGAAGAAGCUCAGAGCAGUAAAACCAAAUCUCAAAGACUAAUAGACAAAUGUUCUCAGUACUAUACUCCAGCAAUUAUCUUAGUAUCAGGUGGCUUUGCGGUUGUCCCGGCUGUAAUGAAACUACACAACCUCAACCAUUGGUUCCACUUAGCACUAGUUGUGUUAGUCAGUGCUUGUCCAUGUGGUCUUAUCCUCUCUACACCAGUUGCUACUUUCUGUGCGCUUACAAAAGCGGCUACUUCAGGGCUUCUGAUCAAAAGUGCUGAUUAUCUCGACACUCUCUCAAAGAUAAAGAUCACUGCAUUCGACAAAACCGGGACUAUUACCAGAGGAGAGUUCAUUGUCAUUGAGUUCAGAUCACUGCAUUCGACAAAACCGGGACUAUUACCAGAGGAGAGUUCACUGUCAUUGAGUUCAGAUCACUCUCUAGUUGACUAUGCUAAAUCUGUUAAUGUUGAGCCUAGGACUGAAGAAGUUGAGGGUUACCAGAACUUUCCAGGUGAAGGAAUCUAUGGGAAGAUUGAUGGGAAUGAUAUCUACAUUGGGAACAAAAGGAUUGGUUCAAGAGCUAAGAUUUCAACAGUUCCAGAGAUUGAGGUGGAUACCAACAAAGGAGGAAAGACUGUAGGAUACAUCUAUGUAGGUGAAAGACUAGCUGGAGUUUUCAAUCUUUCUGAUGCUUGUAGAUCAGGUGUAGCUCAAGCAAUGAAGGAACUGAAAGACCUUGGCAUCAAAACCGCAAUGCUAACUGGAGAUAAUCAAGAUGCAGCCAUGCAUGCUCAAGAACAGUUGGGAAAUGCUAUGGAUGUUGUGCAUGGAGAACUUCUACCAGAAGACAAAUCCAGAAUCAUACUAGAGUUUAAGAAAGAAGGACCAACAGCAAUGGUAGGAGACGGUGUGAAUGAUGCACCAGCUUUAGCCACAGCUGAUAUUGGUAUCUCCAUGGGGAUCUCCGGCUCUGCACUUGCAACACAGACUGGUCAUAUCAUUCUGAUGUCUAAUGAUAUCAGAAGGAUACCACAGGCGAUAAGGCUAGCCAGGAGAGCUCGGCGCAAAGUGGUCGAAAACUUGUUCAUAUCAAUCACUUUGAAAGUAGGGAUACUAGUUUUGGCGUUUGCUGGUCAUCCUUUGAUUUGGGCUGCGGUGCUGGCCGAUGUAGGGACUUGUCUUCUUGUGAUUCUCAACAGUAUGUUGCUGCUGCGAGAUAAGGACAAAACCAAGAACAAAAAGUGUUACAGGGCUUCUAGCACUUUGUUGAAUGGUAAAAAACUUGAAGGGGGUGCAGAGGAAGAGCUGGACUUGGAAGCAGGUUUGUUAACAAAGAGUGGUCAAUGCAACUCAGGAUGUUGUGGUGAUAAGAAAAAGCAAGAGAAGGUGAAACCAAGUAGUAAAUCCAGUUAUACCCAUAGACAUUCUGGUUGUUGUGGUGAUAAGCAGCAGCAAGAUAAUGUAAAGACGAUUGUGAAAGAGAGCUGUUGCGGUGAGAAAAAUAAGAUACACAUGGCUUCAUUUAGCUCAUGCAAGAAGUCUACUCAUGUCAAAAAAGGUGGUUCAGGUUGUUGUGAUAAGAAGAAAGAGAAGAUGAAGGAGACAGUGGCAAAGAGGUGUUGUGAGGAGAAGGAGAAAAAUGUUGAGAUGCAGAUUCUUGGUGGCCAAGAGUUAAUUGAUUUGGAGAAAGGUCUGGCUGGUGAAACCUGCAAAUCAAGAUGCUAUGGAACUAAAGAGAAGGCUGCUGAAGCUGCAUACAAAGUGGACUGCAACUCAGGAAGCUGCCAGGAAAACGAGACAGUGAAACAAAGAUGCCCUGAGAAGACAUGUCUAGACAUUGAAACUGGUGACUCCAAGUUGGUUUGUUAUGGAGAGACAGAAGGAGAAGUGGGAGAGCAAUCUGAUCUUGAGGUAAAGAAUGAAAGAGAAUGCAAGUCUGGUUGCUGCAGUGAUGAAAGAAAACAAACCGAGGAAAUAACUCUGGCUUCGGAGGAAGAGACGACAGAGAUUCUGGAUUGCUCCUCCUCAGUGAAGCAAAGCUGCCAUGAGAGUACAUGUCUAGAAGUGAAAGAGCAAUUUGAUCUCAAGAUAGAAAAUGAAGGACGUUGCAAGUCUGACUGCUGUGGUGAUGAGAAACAAACUGGAGAAAUAACUAUGGCAUGUGAGGAAGAGACAGACGGCUCGGAUUGCUCCUCGACAUGCUGUGGAAACAAGGAAAAAGUUGAACAAAGCUGUCAUGAGAAGGCAUGUCUGGACAUUGAAGCUGGUGUGAGUUGUGAUCUCAAGUUGGCUUGUUGUGGAAACACAGAAGGAGAAGUGAAAGAGAAACUUGAUUUUGAGGAGGGCUUGCAGAUAAAGAACCAAGGACAAUGCAAGUCUGAUUGCGGUUUGAAGGAAGAAGGGUCUUCUAGUUUGGUGGGCAAAGAGCGAGAGAUAGUGAAAGUUCUUAGCCAAAGCAGCAACUGCUGCACAAGUCCUACUGAGUUGCACGUGAAGAAGAAGAAGAUAGAGAUUUGUUGCAAAGUGAAGACUCCAGAGGCCGUUGCUUGUGAAUCUAUUAAGUGUAAGGAAAGAGAGAAGCGUCACAUUGGUAAAAGCUGUUGCAGGAGUUAUGCCAAGGAAUAUUGCAGCCACAGGCACCACCACCAUCAUCAUCAUCACCAUGUUGGUGCUGUUUAAUGGCCUUUUGAAUCUAGAUGUAUCCAUCUAUUCACAAUAACCUUGCUUCUUCCACUAGUGCCGUCCAGAAAAUGAAAAACAUUGCUGUUUUAUUGUUUCCAGCCAUUGUGUGGUUCAUCAAGAACAAUGUUAAUGAUCCUUUAUGUUUGCCUCUAGUAUUUCUCGUUUUUUGCUUUGUUACUCGGUUAUUUGAAAAUGUUGGAUAAAACAAGUUGGAACUUUUAUCAU